AUGUCGUCCGAAUGUGCUGGGAAGAACUCAUGGCCAGAGCUUUUGGGAACAAAUGGAGACUAUGCGGCUUCCGUGAUAGAAAGAGAGAACUCGAGAGUCGAUGCAAUGGUGAUCUUGGAUGGAACUCCAGUGACUGGAGACUUCAGGUGCGACCGGGUCAGGGUUAGGGUGAAUAGAAACCGUACCGUUGUCCAGGUCCCUACGAUCGGCUAG
Molecule: messenger RNA, 213 nt
Organism: Eruca vesicaria subsp. sativa (arugula)
Lineage: Eukaryota; Viridiplantae; Streptophyta; Magnoliopsida; Brassicales; Brassicaceae
Source: the annotation of a GenBank genome assembly